AUGAGCCGAGGUUUCCUUAUCCAUAAGCUUGCUGGAAAGAUGCUCGCGUUGUGGGCAAGGUGCGGGUAUGAUCCUGCAAUGGACGAUGAAGCCUGUUUGCUCGGUGGAGUGCCACAGGAUGUGAAGAAGGGGCAUUUUGUCGUGUACGCGGUUGAAGGUGGCGAGCUGAGGCGGUUCGUGUUGAAGCUCAGCUACUUGGCCCAUCCGGGCUUUCUCAAGCUGUUGGAGCAGGCGGAGCGCGAGUUUGGUUUCAAACAGACCGGGAUGCUCGCGCUCCCCUGCGGAUAUUCUGACCUCGAGUCUGUUCUUCAAAGUAAGGCGUGA
Molecule: messenger RNA, 324 nt
Organism: Salvia splendens (bonfire salvia)
Lineage: Eukaryota; Viridiplantae; Streptophyta; Magnoliopsida; Lamiales; Lamiaceae
Product: auxin-responsive protein SAUR50-like
Exons: 1
Coding region: 1-324 (107 amino acids)
Biological process (GO): response to auxin
Source: RefSeq, a predicted model, not a curated record